Darwinula stevensoni is the source of this 4832-nucleotide messenger RNA. The record is from the annotation of a GenBank genome assembly. Lineage: Eukaryota; Metazoa; Arthropoda; Ostracoda; Podocopida; Darwinulidae.
AGAAAUCCAGCGUAGGAUGGCGAUCUAUUUCGACAAACUCGUUCAUAACCCUUCCAGAGUUGCAAUCCACGUAGACCUCCAAUGGCACAGCCAAUCCUCGCAUUUAGCUAUCUCAUCUUACAGCGAAGAAAAGGGAGGGAUCGUAACUGUCUUCGAUGAUGAGCAUUAAUUCCUUGAACACACGACACACCCAUAUGCGUCAGAGGAAUCAUGCAACUGAUAUACAUGAUGCUCACUGGUUGCUCACAGCAAUGCUCAUGGGGGAAACAGGAUCACGAGAGGAAGUAAAGUCAGAGGGGGAGCCAAUUGAGGGGUUGGAGAUUUCCUCAACUGCCUCAGCCCAACCCACUGCAAUUGCAUGGCAUCCACACAAGAAGAUUUUAGCAGUUGGAUGGGAGUCUGGUGGCUUGAGCUUAUGUAAUGCUGCUGAAAAGCAAUUUCAACCUGUACAGAGCCUUCACCAAGGUCGCCUUGGUCUUCUCCAGUGGAGCUCACAAGGAUCUCGACUCAUCUCUGCAGACUCAGAUGGUGCAGUGGUUGGCUGGAAAUCAGAUGGCCGUGGUUCUCUUCAGAAUGUGUUUCAUCAUGAUUUGAAAGAUCCUCUCGUGCAAAUGGUUUUCCGAGCAGUCCCUGAACCUUUGGGAGCUUUUGAUCUCAGCGGUCUUGCAAGGGCAGCUGUCAACGGAGAUGAACGAGCACUUGACCUCUUUAGUAAUUGGAGACCAAAAACUGGAGGCAAAAGACAAUCAUUCAGUGCUGAAAUGAAGGAGCAUUUAGGGUGUUUCAUUGGCUCAUCUUCAGGUCGAAUAUACUAUGUGAAUGACCAAGGGCUCUGCUCAGAAGUAUUGGAAGCAGAUGGGGGAAUUAAAGCACUUCUCUAUCAUGAGGCACGUGAUUUAUUAGUAGUUAUAACAGACAGUCUUGUCCUUGGCCAGUUUCAAGUAGAUUCUGAUGGAGCUCUGACUGAAAUCAGCAAGGUGAAACUGAGUGGUCGUCCAGGUGAGGCUGUGUUCACAUGGGCAGGCAAAGGACUUUUGGCCAUGGGUGGAGGAGAAUCCUUUCUCAGGCUCUGGGAUUUGGAUGGUGGAGAUAAUUUUGUUCUCUCUCUUGAACCUCCACAUUUUAGACAUGGAGCUGAAUCCAUCACCUGUAUUUCUUUUUCCUCCAGAAAAGGUGUUUUGGCUGCUGGAACAAAUCAUGGCAGUGUGGCUUUUUGGAAGUAUAAUACCCCCAUGAAAACACCAGGGGUGCAGAGUGAUCCUGAAAAGGAUUGGACUCCACAAACUCCUGCUUCCCUCAGUGGGGCCAUCAAGCAGCUUCACUGGGGAUCCCAGAAAAAUCUCUUGGCUGCAAAUGUCGUCAGGGAUGUCUACAUCCUCAAUGAGCAGAUUCUCUGUGCACAUUUCAAAGAUCAGACUGCAGUCGUCCAGACGAGCCCAACUCAGCUGACAGUAUUGAUGGAAGAAGAGACACGGCUGGAUCUUAGAGCUAAGAUCCAAGUGAGUGGGGUCAGUGCAUCAAAGGAGCACCUCACCGUCUGGGAUGGCAAGAAUGUUGUCACUUAUGAACUUGCUCCUCUCACGAGGAGCUUCAAAUACCAAGAACCCCAAAUGACAUCCAUGCCCUUGGAAAAUGCAGGUUCCUUCACUGCAGACUGCGAUGGCCUGGCCAUAUUUGAACAGACACUGUUCCUCAUUGAAGAUGGGAAGGUUCAAGUUCGUACGUUCCAGGGCACUGUCAAACAGACUUUGAACUUCUUGGAGAGUGAAGGAGAACCCAUAUCCCUCGACAUCAAUGGGACAUUCCUCACUGUGGCCACAUUAGCUGGUGUCAUAAAAAUCUGGGAUUUUUCACGAAGGGAAGCUCAUCCACACUGUCAUCCCAAAGUCCUUCCUGACAUUAUCACAGAUUUUGGUGAGAUCAUCUCUGCCAAGGCAAAUUGUAAUGGGACCCGAGUUGCUGUCGUCAUUGCCACUGUAGGUGUUAUACUCCACAUGUCUGAUAGUUGUGAGACUCCAGGCCUCCAAUGUAGUUUUUAUGAUCUGGAACAGAUGAACUUGAUGCCUGAUCCCAAGCUGUACUUAUGGGAUUUGGAUGGAGAUGCUUUCACCUAUUUCAAUUUUGCUUCUGGGUGUGCUGAAGAAGAUGACAAUACACCUCCCCCCAACUCAGCCAACUCGUCACAGUCUCGAGAAUUCACUGCUCUUGAAAGGACAAAAUUUGAGUCAGCAAAAGAAGUAGGUGGACGAUUUGUUCUGUCUCAUUUUUGGGACCCUGAAGAGCCAAGGCUUCUAGUGUGUGAGGCCAAAAGACUCCCACAACCAAAGAACGAAAAACUAGUCAGUUCCCCUGACCUGAGCAUGAGUUGGGCACCAGAUCGUCCUGAAGUCAUUGUGGUCCCCAUGUUUGCAUCAGGAGAGAGUGGACUAAUAGUACAAGAUUCCUUUCCUCUGGGACCUGAUCACAACAGGUUGCUAGGCAUUCAAACACCUUUCUUCUACCUCCUCAGGAAGAUGGAAAUUGUUUCUGCUAAGGGUCAGUUGGUUGAUGAAAGGGUGAUGAGAGACUUUGUGGGACUAGAAACCAAGGACAAGACCACUCGUGGUGCCAUGAUGAACUUCAGCUAUUUUCUCAGUAUUGGGAAUAUGGAUGAAGCCUUCAAGGCAAUUAAAGCUAUCAAGAGUGAGGCGGUGUGGGGUAACAUGGCACGCAUGUGUGUGAAGACAAAGCGUCUGGAUGUGGCAGGAGUGUGUCUUGGUCAUAUGGGUCAUGCUAGAGGUGCUCAGGCUUUGAGAGAGGCUCAAGUUUUGCCUCAGCUGGAUGCACGGGUUGCUAUUCUUGCCUUGCAGCUUGGCAUGGUGGAUGAGGCCAAACGAUUGCUCAAGUCGUGUGGCCGCUAUGAUCUCCUAAAUGAGCUUCAUCAAGAUAGUGGAAAAUGGGAUGAUGCCUUACAGCUAGCUGCCUCGUUUGAUCGAAUCCACCUUCGAUCUACUCAUUAUAACUUUGCCAAAGAUCUUGAAUCUCAUGAAAUCUCUGAAGUUGUCGUCAAAGGAGAGGUUGCUGAAAUUAUCUCAUUUUGUGAUCAUUUGCUCAUGAUGCCUUUGAAAUGUGGUAAGAUAGCUGAAGCCAUUGAACACUAUGAAGCCUCUGAGACACAUCGCUUUGAAGUGCCGAGAAUGCUCUUUGAUGAGCCUUCUGCUCUUGAUAAUUAUGUAGUCAAGAGCAAGGACAAGACAUUGAAGAAGUGGUGGGCUCAAUACUUGGAGAGCAUAGGAGACAUGGAUGGUGCCUUGCAGUAUUAUGAAGCAGCUGAGGAUUACUUCAGUCAAGUUCGAGUCCACUGCUAUUGUGGCAAGACUGAGAGAGCAGCUGAGAUUGCAAAUGAAACUGGAAAUCCUGCUGCAUGCUACCACUUAGCCAGACAAUAUGAAAAUAAUGAUAUGGUCCGCGAUGCCAUUCACUUUUAUGGCCGAGCAGGUGCAUAUGGAAAUGCCAUUCGCAUAUGCAAGGAGAAUAAUCUGGAUGACCAGCUGUUGAGUAUGGCCCUGCUGGCAGCACCCCGGGAUCAACUGGAAGCUGCAAGGUAUUUCGAGAGUGCCGAGAGACCAUCUUGGGACAAAGCUGUUCUUCUCUAUCACAAAGCAGGGCUCCUUUCCAAAGCUGUGGAACUUGCUUUCAGGUCUCAGCAAUACAGUACCCUUCAGAUGAUUGCUCUGGAUUUGGAUUCCAAGGCUGAUCCCGCCCUACUCCAAAGGGUGGCUGAUUACUUCCUUGAGAAUAAUCAGUUUGACAAGGCUGUUGACUUGCUUGCCAUAGCCAAAAAGUAUUUUGAAGCCCUGGAUCUUUGUGUGGAACACAACAUCCCAAUCACAGAAGAGUUAGCAGAUCGGUUGACAAUGGAUAAAGGUGAAAUGGAUGAAGGAGCAAGGGCAAGGGUGCUUGAGAAGGUUGCUGAAUGUGCCUUCACACAAGGCAAUUACCACCUUGCAACCAAGAAGUUCACCCAGGCUGGUAAUAGGGUGAAAGCCAUGAAGGCCUUACUGAAAUCUGGAGACACAGAAAAGAUUGUAUUCUUUGCCAAUGUCUCCAGACAAAGGGAGAUCUAUGUUAUGGCAGCCAAUUAUCUACAGUCGUUGGACUGGCGUAAGGAUCCAACUAUUAUGAAGAACAUUGUUGCCUUCUACACCAAAGGAAAAGCUCUGGAUCUCCUGGCUGGUUUCUAUGUAGCCUGUGCUCAAGUGGAGAUUGAUGAAUAUCAAAACUAUGAAAAAGGCCUGGAAGCCCUUGUUGAGGCAUAUCAGGCCAUGAGCAAGACUCAGGGAACAUCUCCACAACAGGUGGAAGAGAAGUUGGAACAAAUAAAACUCCGAGCUGAACUGGUCAAGAAGUUUGUGGAUGUUCGAAGGAAUAGAAUAUUUGCUCUGGUGCGGUCGGUUUCCAGUCUCUAUUUGGACGAUCCCAACGAAGCCCUGAAGCAAUGUCGAGAUCUCCUGGCAGAAGACAAGGUGGAAUUGGCUGUGCGAAAGGGAGACAUCUAUGGAUUCAUGGUGGAGCAUUAUGCUCGUGUGGGGAACUUCAAGAUGGCAUACACUCUGAUUGAGGAAAUGCGCCACAAGAUCGAUAACCUCAAUCUGGCCUAUUACAUCAACAUCGAGACUCUGAACAGCAUUUCAAAGGCAUUGGAUGUCCCGCUGUCGACAGGGAAGGCAGCCGAUCUGAUGAAUGGGAAAGGUGGAAGUGAAGAAGACGAGGAGGAGGAGAUCGAGGAAGACACCAGUGGUGAGGCAGACAAGCCCAUGGACCCCUUCUUUCCCAGGGGCACUUAUUUUUGA